AUGGCACCAUAUUUCGGCCUUCGCGGGUCCGCCCUCAAUCGAGCCAUCAUUUGGCUGGUGGUCUGCCCAGCCUUUGUGACAUAUGGCUACAAUCAAGGCGUGAUGGGUGGGCUGUUGACUCUCAAGUCAUUCAGCAAGACCUUCCCUGCGAUGAACACUCUCACAACCAAGGGCGCCGAACGCCACUAUAAUUCCACGAUUCAGGGAACGGUGGUCGCCCUGUAUACGGUCGGAGGAAUGUUCGGCUCGUUGUCUUGUAUCCAGCUGGGGGACAUGUUGGGUCGCCGGCGAGUCAUAUUUAUCAUGUCGGCUAUUUCCAUCAUCGGUGCCAUUUUAAUGGCCACUUCUUUCUCUCUCGCGCAGUUUAUCGUCGCCAGGCUGGUCCUUGGGUACGGCACCGGAGGGUACGUGGCCACGGUGCCCGUGUGGCAAGCAGAAAUCUCCAAGGCCAACAAGCGCGGUGCUCAUGUGGUGACCGACGGCAUCUUCAUCGGUGCCGGCAUCACCUUCUCAUUGUGGGUUGAUUUCGGGUUUUAUUUUGUCACGGGAAACUCGGUGUCCUGGCGUUUCCCGUUGGCCUUCCAGAUUGUUUUGUCAUUGAUCGUGAUGUUCUUCGUCAUGCUCUUCCCAGAGUCCCCCCGGUGGCUGGUUAAGAGAGGCCAUGUCUCAAAGGCCCGCCAGAUUCUCGCUGCUCUGGCGGACAUCGAACCCGAUUCGGAGCAAAUCACGGCGGACAUUCGCGACAUUGAAACCUCUCUCGCCCUGUCCGGCUCAGGCUCCUUCAAAGACAUGUUAAAAAUGGGAGAGCAACGACUCUUUCAUCGUACAGUGCUUGCAGCCCUCGGCCAGACGUUUCAACAGAUGUGUGGUAUCAACCUGAUCACCAUCUAUGCCACGACCAUCUUCGAGCAAUACCUCAGGCUUAGUCCGGUGCAAUCGCGAAUUCUUGCGGCAGCCAUGUGUCUCACUCAGCCGCUGGGCGGUUUCCUGGCUUACUUCACUAUCGAUCGCCUGGGAAGACGAGCCCUCAUGCUGUGGAGUGCUGCGGGCAUGUCUGCAACGAUGGCCAUUCUUGCCGGAACCACCUCGAAUCAUGAAAGCACCAGCAUGAUGAUCGCCGCCGUGGUGUUUUUGUUUGUUUUUGAAUUCAUUUUCACCGUUGGCUACUCGGGGUUGACCUUCCUAUACGCGACCGAGGUGGCCCCCCUGCAACUGCGGGCAGCUAUCAGCGCCGUCUCGACUACAGCAGUUUGGAUGUUCAAUUUCCUGCUGGCCGAGGUAACCCCAGUGGGGUUUGAUACCAUCGACUGGCAGUAUUACAUUAUAUUCGCGGUGCUCAACGCCGUUAUCGUUCCAACGGUCUAUUUCUUCUUCCCUGAAACGAACGGCCGAUCGCUCGAGGAGAUCGACGAGAUAUUCCUGCAGUCGCGCAACAUCCUCGAUCCACCGCGCAUUGCUCGAUCCCUCCCCAAGAUGCACGUUGCCGACAAUCACAGUGUGGAUGAGAAAGUAAUCGACACUGAUGAUGCGGGGGUGAAGAAGGCGUCCAUGACCUAG
Molecule: messenger RNA, 1557 nt
Organism: Penicillium alfredii
Lineage: Eukaryota; Fungi; Ascomycota; Eurotiomycetes; Eurotiales; Aspergillaceae
Product: putative MFS sugar transporter
Exons: 3
Coding region: 1-1557 (518 amino acids)
Biological process (GO): transmembrane transport; carbohydrate transport
Cellular component (GO): membrane
Molecular function (GO): carbohydrate:proton symporter activity
Source: RefSeq, a predicted model, not a curated record